AUGGUCAAGACGAUCACGAUCUACACUGCUUUCGGCCAUUUCAUGGCGAUGGUUGAGCGUCAAGUGGAACUGGAGAAGGAGCAAAAGAAGGAGUUGGUCACUGAUCUCUGUACCAUCGAUCAUCCAUUGAGCGACUAUCAGAAUGCUUUGAACUCAAAUCGUGACUUCUCCGUUCACUCCUGCCCUGUGGAUGGUUCAACUCCAAAAUGCUUGGAUCUUGUCAAGAAGUCGGUGAGCUGCCCAUUGGUUUCCUUCACACUUGUUCGCCCUGCUGAACCAAUGGCUGUCUCUCCGAUUCCAACUACCAUUGAAACAAAAAAGCUCAACAAGGCAACGGAGUUGAUGAUGUCAUUCUGGAAGAUCCAUGUCACUGCUCGCAAGCCGAAAACUGAAAACGAAGAUCAGAUCGCUUCGAUUUUUGAGAAGAUGGAUGGCUUGUUCGCUGCUACAUCCACAUCAUCAGUGGCUUCCAUUUUUGGAAAGUUUGAGGAGUUUCUCGAGGUGAUCCAGAAGGAGAACACGCAACAGAAGAGUGAGCCUCUUGUGUGGAACUCACCGGAUCAGCCAACAUUCCCACAGCUUCCAGUUUUUGUGAAGUCUCCUGUUGACUCAAUGAAGUUCUACAAGAUGGCCGAACAGAACACAGAUGAAAUGGCAGAUGAUGAGCUGACACUGACUUCUUCAUCAGAUGGCUUCACAUCAUCUCCAUCGUCGGGUCAAUCAAGCUCUACUUCUACAUUCUCCUCUUCCACCACGAUUAUUUCUAGACCAAGCAGACUUCUCACUCAAGUUCGUUUGCAGCGGGAAGUGAUCAGAAAGCAGAAGAAGCUUAUUGACAAUCUAUACAAACUUCAAUCUCUCAACCAGAAGUUGUCGAACUUGAGUAAAUGA
Messenger RNA from Caenorhabditis briggsae, 891 nucleotides. The transcript has 3 exons. The record is from RefSeq and is a predicted model, not a curated record. Lineage: Eukaryota; Metazoa; Nematoda; Chromadorea; Rhabditida; Rhabditidae. The coding region runs from base 1 to 891 and encodes 296 amino acids.